Molecule: messenger RNA, 1593 nt
Organism: Myxozyma melibiosi
Lineage: Eukaryota; Fungi; Ascomycota; Lipomycetes; Lipomycetales; Lipomycetaceae
Product: chaperonin Cpn60/TCP-1 family
Exons: 5
Coding region: 1-1593 (530 amino acids)
Biological process (GO): protein folding
Cellular component (GO): chaperonin-containing T-complex
Molecular function (GO): ATP binding; ATP hydrolysis activity; ATP-dependent protein folding chaperone
Source: RefSeq, a predicted model, not a curated record
AUGUCUGCUGCCUCAGGUCACGCCAGCAACAAUGCGUCUUUCAAAGACAAGGAAAAGCCCCAGGAAGUCAGAAAAGCGAAUAUUGUCGCGGCGAGAGCCGUCGCAGACGCGAUUCGAACUUCGCUAGGACCAAAGGGAAUGGAUAAAAUGAUCAAAACCGGACGGGGAGAGGUCAUUAUCACCAACGAUGGACACACUAUCUUGAAGCACAUGGCUGUCAUGCAUCCGGCAGCAAAGAUGCUUGUCGAUUUGUCGGCAGCGCAGGAUGUUGAAGCCGGUGACGGUACGACGUCGGUAGUUGUCAUUGCGGGCGGUAUGCUAGGCGCAGCUGAGCGUCUUCUUCUCAAAGGAAUUCAUCCCACCAUCAUUGCAGAGUCUUUCCAGCGUGCUGCCGCCCGCGCCGUUGCAAUCUUGAGAGAAAUGUCGAUCCCUGUCGAACUCACCGAUCGAACAUCGUUGGUACGCGCAGCUUCUACCUCCCUCAGCUCAAAAAUUGUCUCUCAGUUCUCCUCGUUGCUCGCUCCUAUGGCGGUCGACGCUGUCUUGCAGGUCAUCAAUCCUGCAACCGCUCAAAAUGUUGAUCUUGAGAAUGUCAAAUUGGUGAAAGAACUUGGUGGCACUAUCGAAGAUACUGAGCUUGUCGACGGCCUAGUCUUGACCCAGCAUGUCAUCAAGACCGCCGGCGGUCCUGCUCGCAUGGAGAAGGCGAGAAUCGGAUUGAUUCAGUUCCAGGUCUCUCCUCCCAAACCUGACAUGGAGAACCAGGUUGUUGUGAACGACUACAGACAGAUGGACAAGAUCUUGAAGGAAGAGCGCACAUAUCUCCUCAACAUUUGCAAAAAGAUAAAAAAGGCAAAGUGUAACGUGCUUUUGAUCCAAAAGUCUAUUCUCAGAGAUGCAGUCAAUGACUUGUCUUUGCAUUUCUUUGCCAAAUUGGGUAUCAUGGUUAUCAAGGAUAUUGAGCGUGAUGAAAUCGAAUUUAUCUGCAGAAGUACCGGAUGUCAGCCUGUUGCGGAUAUCGAGUCAUUCUCCGAGGAUAAGCUUGGCCAGGCCGAGCUUGUUGAAGAAGUCCAGUCAUCUGGAUCGCGAGUGGUCAAGGUCACUGGUGUGAAGAACGCCUCCCGGACGGUUUCAAUCAUCGUUCGUGGUGCUAACCAGCUGGUCUUGGAUGAGGCCGAUCGCUCAAUCCACGACGCUCUUUGUGUGAUUCGCUGCCUCGCUAAGGAGCGUGCCUUGAUUGCUGGAGGAGGUGCACCAGAGAUCGAGGUUUCGCGGACGUUGGCUCGCGAGGCUCGGGAACUGUUUGGUACAGAGCAGAUUUGCUGGCAAGAAUUCGCCAACGCUCUGGAAGUCAUUCCUACUACCUUGGCUGAGAAUGCCGGAUUGAACAGUAUCCAGGUCGUGACCGACUUGCGAAGCCGUCAUGAGCGCGGCGAGAAGAACGCUGGCGUUAGCGUGCGGAAAGGUGCUACGAAGAACAUUGUUGACGAGAAUGUUCUGCAGCCUCUGCUGGUCAGCAUGAGCGCCAUUCAGUUGGCUGCUGAGACUGUCAAGUCGCUCUUGCGUAUUGAUGACAUUGCAAUUGCCAGAUGA